This is a messenger RNA of Purpureocillium lilacinum, 573 nucleotides long. RefSeq names its product neuronal calcium sensor 1. Gene Ontology annotation, cellular component: cytosol; intracellular membrane-bounded organelle; membrane. Gene Ontology annotation, molecular function: calcium ion binding. NCBI's taxonomy places the organism in Eukaryota, Fungi, Ascomycota, Sordariomycetes, Hypocreales, Ophiocordycipitaceae. The record is from RefSeq and is a predicted model, not a curated record.
AUGGGUAAAUCACAGUCCAAGCUCUCCCAGGAGCAGCUCGCCGAGCUCCAAAAGUCGACUCACUUUGACAAGAAGGAGCUGCAACAAUGGUACAAGGGCUUCCUCAAGGAUUGCCCGUCGGGGAUGCUGAGCAAGGAAGAGUUCCAGAAGAUCUACCGGCAGUUCUUCCCGUUCGGGGAUCCAAGCUCGUUUGCAGACUACGUCUUCAACGUCUUUGACAGUGACAAGUCCGGGACCAUUGACUUUAAAGAGUUCAUCUGCGCGCUGAGCGUUACUAGCCGGGGCAAGAUGGAGGACAAGCUGGACUGGGCGUUUCAGCUGUACGACAUUGACGGCGACGGCAAGAUAAGCUACGACGAGAUGCUCCAGAUUGUCGAGGCAAUCUACAAGAUGGUCGGGUCCAUGGUCAAGCUGCCCGAGGACGAAGAUACCCCGGAGAAGCGCGUCAAGAAGAUUUUCCGCAUGAUGGACAAGGACGAGAACGGGUCCCUCGACAUGGAGGAGUUCAAGGAGGGCAGCAAGCGCGACGAGACCAUCGUCUCGGCGCUGUCGCUCUACGAUGGGCUCGUGUGA